UAAUAAAUAAAUGUACUGUCAAUGCCUCUUUCUGCUUUGCGGGGGAAAGGGUACAAUUAUUUAAAUAUGCCACAUAUACGGUUAUAAAUAUUGUAGAAAUUAUAUGAUAUAUCGUGUAUCAGUUUUCAUUCUUAAAAAUUAAUUACGAGAGAUCAAAACAAAAAUGUGAGUUUAUCUCGGUUUUCUUAACAAAAUAUUUUAUCAACAUUUGCAUUUAAGUUCUUCGCAAAUUUUAGACGACAGCAGCAAAAAAUAUGUAGAAGUGCGCGCAGUUUUCAAAAAUAUGAUUCAUCAGCAUUGUUUUAAAGCGUUAAUAAGAUAGAGAAUGUUGCUGAAUGAAGUGAAAAUAAUUUACAGAAAAAUAAGACAACUGUGAACUUUUUAUUCCGCAUCGCUACGUUGCACUCUUCAUUAUAUUCUUUUGUCAAAAGUUGUGUGAAGCAGUAUUGAGGCUACAAUGAAAACUACUUUGGUGCUUUUGGUGACCGCUGCCGUUCUGUCUUAUUUUCAGUUGACUUUGGCUGAACAGCCUCACGGGGAGAAUUCAGACAUGAUCCUGAGGAAAAAGCAAGGAGUUGACCUUCUUGACCACAAAAAGCUGUUGGACGUGAUUCAUAUAUUGGCCAGAACGAACAGCAGGCUGAUCAAUGCGGCGAUGCAUGCUGCAAAUGAUGAGAGCGGUUCUGAUAAAGAAUCAAAAGUUGAUAACUGGAUGAAGUGCGAGCAGGAACUGAAGGAAGAGGAAAAUUUGAACGAGCAAAGUAAGGUUGCAAACGUCAACAAACUAGUCAAAAUUUCUAUUUGAGAAAAAUUCCAAACAAUUAUAUUGCUGGUAUAACCAUAAAAUAAU
Cloeon dipterum is the source of this 850-nucleotide messenger RNA. RefSeq lists its product as uncharacterized. The record is from RefSeq and is a predicted model, not a curated record. NCBI's taxonomy places the organism in Eukaryota, Metazoa, Arthropoda, Insecta, Ephemeroptera, Baetidae. The transcript is spliced from 3 exons. The coding region runs from base 458 to 805 and encodes 115 amino acids.